CACGCCUUUCUUUUUCAUACAAACUCCAAUCGAGACGUAGCACUGCGUUUUAUUUUCGGUCUACAAACUCUACAUGAAUAAGGAACUACGAGAGACUCAUACAAACAAUAACAUAAAAAUGUAAAGAGAGACAGAAAGAGAAAGACAGAGUGAGUAGGACAAGAAAAGAGUGUCUAGAACUGGGAUUUCUGAGGAGAUCUGCAAUCUUCUUGGCAGACCUGAAGACGAGCUGUGUGUCGGAGAGGACUGGAGGAGAGGGGAGGGUUGGGGGUCAUGCUGACCACCACGGACAACCUCUUCCUGACAACACUGCAGCGCAUAGAGACAGGAAGUAGAGACACAAAGAGGGGAGGGGGAACGAAAAACAUUUGUUCAGAUUUUGUUUAGGGGAACGAGAGAAAGAGAGGAGAAUUAUUUUCCUGUCACCUAAUUUCUUGAAUCCGUGGUGAACUGGCGCAAGAUAAAUUCUGAAUGGGAACUAGGAAGGAACACGGAGGGAAAUAGAAAAUAUUAAGAAGACAGCUUAUGGAGGACUUCUCAGACUACCAAGAUGGAUUGUUGCCGUGGAGUUCUGUGUGUCUGACUCACAGGUUUUUUCAAGAAGGACUAUAGGAAGGAGUUUGAAUUCCAAACGAUAGAAUGAUGAAAACAGCUGUUCUUACUCAGGAGACUGAAUCUACUGCUGGGGUGAAAGCUGAGUCUUCCUCUCCACCUCCAUCUUCUAUCACCACUACCUUAUCCUCCGGGGCAACACCGCUCCCCCUACCCAGAACCCCCCUCUCCCCAGGAUCCCCCAGAAUGGGUCCCCUGACUUUCCCCUCUGAUUCUCUGCCUGCCUCACUCGCUGAUCCCUUCCCCUCACCCUCUGUCCCAUCAGCUGUCCCCACCCCCUCACCCCUAACAGUCCAUCUGGACUCCUCCCUCCUCCCUACGCCCCUCAGCUACUCCUCACCCACACUAGCUCUUCUUCCAUCCUCAGAAUUGCUCCCUUCCCAAAUGGACACUGCCACUGUUGCCAAUGAUGUCCCAGAAUCCACUGCCCCAGAGAACGCCUCUUCCCUGUUAUUCACACCCCAAGUCUCUUACCUUCCACGCACCUCUGGGUCCAACCUUGUUGCACCACUACCCACCCAAGACUCAGCGACCACCACCUCCCUCCUCCUCACCCCUGUUCCUCCCUCAGUGUCCUCUACAACCCCCCAUACGGACAUCUUGGAUGUCUCUGCUCCUCCCCUCCCUUUAGCAAUGCCCUCGCCAGUCCCAGAGGUCUUGUCUUCAGAGUCAACCCUAUCAGUUGCUUCCUCUCCAACAGUCCCCAAACCUUCAUCCAUGCCCCUACCUGCUCUUCCUGGAGAUCCUGUCUCAAAACCCUCCUCACCUCCUGUCUCCUCCCCCCGCGUGCUUCCCAUAGCAAAAUCCUCUCUGUCCUCACCAAAUAUUCCUCCUGUCCCAAAACUUUCUGCAUCUAAUUCUCUCCCCCCUCCUGUCUCAAAACCUUCUCUGUCCACACCCCUCAUUCCUCCCAUUCCAAAAGCAUCCUCACCUCCUUUCCCUGCCCGGGUACCUCCCGCCUCAAAGCUCAUCUCAAGACCCUCAGCACCUCGAAAACAUUCUGGUCCGCCCCAGCCUAGACCGCCUGUUCCUCACCCUCACUCUGUAGCCAAGCCAUCCUCCCCUGCUCUCCCCAGACCUCCUCCUCCAUGUGCCAGGCCCUCAUCUCCCCCUCUCCCCACACCACUAGUCCCUCUAGGUCCUAUUCCCUCUCCAGCCCUCUCUCCAGCCCUCUCUCCAACCCUUUCUCCAGCCCUUUCUCCAGCCCUUUCUCCAGCCCUUUCUCCAGCCCUCUCUCCAGCCCUCUCUCCAGUGCCCUCCCCAGCCCUCUCUCCCGUCCCAAUUCUAUCCCCAUCCCCAAUUUCACCAGCAAGCAUCAGUAUCCUGGAGAAGCUGAUAAAAACAUGCCCUGUGUGGUUGCAGUUGUCCAUAUCCCAGCAGAAAGCCUUGCUCAUAUUGACGAAAGAGCCUCUGGGGAUCUUUUUAGUGCGGAAAAGCACGGACCAGAAGGCCAUGGUUCUGUCAGUGCGUGUGUCUAACCAGCAGGGGGAGCCCCAGGUCCAGGACAUUCUGGUUAAAGAGGAGAGGUCAUUGAUGUACUUGGAAGGGUCUGUCCUGGUCUUUGACAACAUCUUCAAACUCAUCGCCUUCUACUGCAUCAGCCGAGAUAUUCUCCCCUUCACUCUGAGGUUGCCUCAGGUCAUCGUUCAGGCAACCAAGUAUGAGGACAUAGAGAUGAUGUCGUUGUUAGGCUCAGAUUUCUGGGGUUCUCAGCUGAACUGCUCCUCAGAGGAGGUGGACCAGAAUAAGGACCACAGCAGCUCCUCCUGUGAGAUCCAGCUGUCUGUGGGAACCGCUAAUGACCGCCUGUGGUACGUCAACCCCAUCUUCAUAGAGGAGUACUUCAGCAGCCUGGAGGCGUCUGGCACCCUCCCCACCCCGAUUUUCAGGAGCCAGAGCCUGAACACCCCAGGGCAGGUGCCCCCGAAGUUCAAACGCCCUCCGCCUCGACCCCCCAACGUACCGGAGGUCUUCUUGCUGUCGCAGGGGGCCAAGCAGGGGACCAGAGGAACGUCUGAUUCCCCCUCUCCCCGCUCACCCCCCCCGCCCCUUAUAGCCACAAACUCAACGCGUCAGAAAGGGGAAGGAAACACCAGCGAGGACAAAGGGGAGAGAACUCCUCCUCAGAGAGAAGUGUCAGACACACUCACUAACCCGUUCACAGCUAAACAGCCUCCACAGCCCCCGUCAGCCCACGGAGUGACAGCAGGACAGCGACAUCCGGGACCCCGCCUGGCGCCGCACAAAAUACCGCCGGUGCCCCUAAGACGGAAGCCCUCAGAGAAGUGUCCCUCACCCACAGAACAAGAGCUGUCACAUCUGGAAGAGGGCGCUCCGACACUCACUACGUCCUCAAAGAGGAAGGAGAAAGAGGAAGAAGAGGCCAAAGUGGCUGUUGCUUCACUGGUCCGCAUUGAUGACGCCUCCGUCAUAGCUGUGGAGGAGAAAGGGUUAGGAGCUGAGGCCUCUGUUGGCGUGAGAGUCUCACCGCAGAAGCAAGGGACUUCGGAGACUUCCAACAGCAGUGAGGGUGUUACCGUGGCCAAAGCUCCGCUAAUGAAGAAGGCAACGGCUCCAGUCCCGCCUCCCAGAAGGAAAAAGUCAUCCCAGGCUACGCCCACCACAACACUCUUCUCAGCCGUGAUAGGCGGAGGACUCCUGUCAAACGACGCAUCGCUGACGGAAUCCAGCCUGCCCCAUCCCCACACCCCCAGCAUCCAUGUGACCGCCCACAGGCCCAUCCCCUUCUCUGUUGGGGAGCUGAAGGAGACCAGAGGGGCAGACGUGUCCCUGUACUCCCCCCAGGGUGGAGCAGCCCUCCCCGCUUUGGAACAUGACUCCUACUCCACCAGCAGCACGGAGGAGGAGGCCGACACCGUCGCCAUCGGGGCUGGAGAUUCCGGUGGCACCAACAACAGCAAAUUUAACUACCCCCAGGUGUCAGUGAAGAGGACCUCCACCAUUAUGCUGGAUCGGGCCAAGCAUCGCCUCUCCAUGGUCAACUUCUCCAAUGUCUUCACCAACUUAAUGAGCGCCGACCACAAGCUGCAGAAGAGAAUCGUAGAGCUGUCCCGGGAUGGGAGCUCUUACUUUGGGAACCUGAUGAAGGAUUAUAGGGUUUAUAUUCUGGAGACCAUGGGGAAGCACACCUCCAGCACUGAGCUGCUGCAGGAGAUCCGGCAGAUGAUGACCCAGCUGAAGAGUUACCUCAUCCAGAGCAUUGAGCUGCAGAACCUCCUGGAGCCCAACGUUUACACAGAGGACAAACUAGAGGUGAUUAUCGAGGCUGCUCUGUGUAAGGCUGUGCUGAAGCCUCUGCGUGAGGCCGUGUACUCCGGCCUGAAGGACAUCCACGCCAGGGACGGCUCUCUGAAGAGGCUCAAGGAGAACCAGAGCGUGGUCCUGGGCACCACCACCACAGACCUGGGCGUCACCACCAGCAUCCCAGAGGCGCCGGUCAUGGAGAAGAUCCAGCUCAAGCUAAUGAGCCUUCACCAGGAGUACUCCCCUCAGAAGAAGAUCGAUCUGCUCCUGAAGGCCUGCAAGAUCAUCUAUGAGUCCAUGUCUGUGGGCUCCCCAGCAGGCAGGGCGCAUGGAGCUGAUGACUUCCUCCCAGUGCUGAUGUAUGUCCUGGCCCGGAGCGACAUGGUCUACCUGCUGCUGGAUGUGGAGUACAUGAUGGAGCUCAUGGAUCCAGCCUUGCAGCUUGGAGAAGGCUCUUACUACCUGACGACCACGUACGGCGUGUUGGAGCACAUAAAGAACUACGACAAGCAGACGGUGACCCGACAGCUCAGCCUUGAGAUCCAGGACUCCAUACACCGCUGGGAGAGGAGACGCACCCUGAACAAGGGACGCGUGUCGCGCUCAUCUGUCCAGGACUUCAUCAACGUGUCUUUCCUGGAGGCGGGCUGUAACACUAAGACCCUCGGGGUUCGUCCAGCCACCACAGCCCAAGAUCUGUGUGCCCAGUGUGCUGACAAGUUUGAGGUGCUGGAGCCAGAGUCCUACAGCUUGAGUGUUUUGGUGGAAGGCCACUACCAGCCGGUAGCUCCUGAGGAGUUCCCGUUGACCAUCAAGUCCAGUCUCCACCACAGCGAGCCCAGGAAGGAGUACUACUUUGUCUACCGACCGGGACGGACCGAAUCAGAAGGACAGGAGGCAGAGGCAGAGAGCCAGCAGCAAACAGUCAUGGAGGAACCAGAACCUGAAGUGGAGGAGAGUCUUAUUGAGAUUUGAUAUGAAGGCGCGUCAGACCACUGUGCUUGUGCAAGCCUCUGUAACACACACUUAAGACAACAAGUGCCUUUCUGCUUGAGUGGAACUCCAAAAACUGAAAUGAUGGUUCUGCUCUUAUAUCUUCGAUACAAUAUAACAAUGUGCUUGGCCAUUUUGAAUAUGUGGAGACUUGGGGAAAGAAAAGAACCACCACCAGAACCUCACCAAGAAGAAAGUAAAUGUCUGUCGUAUCAACAAGGGGACCCACUCAAGUUUACCUUGGAUUCUGCAUUUAAUGGUGACUCCUAAUAUGUACUGUAGUAUUAUCUCCAAUAUUGAUCAAAGCUCUAGCCAUGAUGAGCAGAUACUGAUCAUUCAGUUUGAAAUAGAUAAUUAAAAGAUAAGCACAAGGACUGUCUUGCCAGCAUCCCAAAUGUCACCUAUUCACUAUGUAGUGCCCUACAUGUGAAAGAUUAGUGCACUAUUUAUUACAUAUUAUGUCAUUUGUUAUGCAUACGAGGUACUCUGUCCGCAUGGCGUUCCUUUUUGGCUUUUUGGCUUCUUCCACGGUUUGGACUUUCGCUAAAGAUAUUUUUGCGCGGCAAUAUCCUUGCCAGUAUUAUCUCAAAGGCUUAUAUGCUCACAAAGGACUGCUACUCUUUUUAUAUCAAUAUUUGCAGUGACUACAUUUCCUGAAAACAAAAUGUCUGAAGACUCGUUCUU
Messenger RNA from Esox lucius (northern pike), 5553 nucleotides. It is a transcript of the gene rin3, whose product is annotated as Ras and Rab interactor 3. Gene Ontology annotation, molecular function: small GTPase binding; guanyl-nucleotide exchange factor activity. Gene Ontology annotation, biological process: signal transduction; vesicle-mediated transport. The record is from RefSeq and is a predicted model, not a curated record. Gene Ontology annotation, cellular component: endocytic vesicle; cytosol. The transcript is spliced from 14 exons. The coding region runs from base 640 to 4851 and encodes 1403 amino acids. NCBI's taxonomy places the organism in Eukaryota, Metazoa, Chordata, Actinopteri, Esociformes, Esocidae.